AGGAAGCCAUGGAGAUCGGGUCAAGGAGCUCGUCGUCAAGCUCAACGAGGAGGCUGAGACCUCCGGCGGCGCACUGCCGCCUGUCACCUGCGUGGUGGCCGAUAGCACCAUGAGCUUCGCUCUUGCCGCUGCGCGGGAACUCGGCCUCCGCUGCGUCACACUCUGGACCGCCAGCGCCUGCGGUUUCAUGAGCUACUGCCACUAUAAGGAUCUACUCGAUCGUGGGCUCUUCCCUCUCAAAGAAGAGGCGCAGUUGAGCAACAGAUAAUUGGACACGAUCAUAGACUGGAUACCGUCGAUGCCCAAAAACCUGCGGCUGCGUGACCUCCCUAGCUUCGUGCGCACCACGGACCCCGAUGACAUCAUGUUCAACUUCUUCGUCCACGAGACGGCCGCCAUGUCGCAGGCGUCGGGGGUGGUGAUAAACACCUGGGACGAGCUCGACGCGCCCCUGCUCGAUGCCAUGUCCAAGCUCCUGCCGCCCGUCUAUACAGUGGGGCCACUCCAUCUCACGGUCCACAACAAUGUCUCGAAGGAGAGCCCCCUCGCCGACAUCGGGUCCAACCUGUGGAAGGAGCAGGACGCACCCCUCCGGUGGCUCGACGGCCAACCGCCGAACUCCGUGUUGUAUGUAAAUUUUGGGAGCAUCACGGUGAUGUCCAAGGAGCAUUUGUUGGAGUUCGCGUGGGGGUUGGCCAACACCGGCUACGCCUUCCUGUGGAACGUGCGGCCUGACCUCGUCAAGGGCGACGACAAAGCCGCACUACCGCCAGAAUUUUUUGCAGCGACCGAGGGGCGGAGCAUGCUCUCGACAUGGUGCCCGCAGGAGAAGGUGCUGGAGCAUGAGGCCGUAGGGAUCUUCCUCACGCACUCUGGGUGGAACUCGUCGGUGGAGGGCAUAUGCGGUGGCGUUCCGAUGGUGUGUUGGCCCUUCUUUGCGGAGCAGCAGACCAACUGCCGCUACAAGUGCACAGAGUGGGGCAUCGGGGUGGAGAUUGGGGACGACGUGAGGAGGACCGAGGUGGAGGCGAUGAUACGGGAGGCCAUGGAGGGGGCGAAGGGGCGAGAGAUGCGGCGGCGUGUGCAAGAGCUCCGGCAGAGCGCCCUGGCCUCCGCACGGUGUGACGGAAGGUCCAUGCGCAAUGUUGAUAGGCUCAUCCACGAGGUGCUGCUGGCUUGAAACAAGAAAAUUAAGCUGAUAAAUAAAUGGUUUGACAGUCUGAAGCGUUUACUAGGAUGAAAUAAAUCCCUUCUCCAUUUCAAAGUUCCAGUCAUAUUUUGAGCCGUUACUAGAAUGAUGGAAAAAUAAAUAUUAAUGAUCACGAAAAAUGAGGAGCUCCUUCCACACAUGAUGAGUUAUAUAUUUGGAAUAAUAAAUUUUCAUUAGACGCCCUAUGCACCUGGAUGGAGGAAGUAGCAUUAUUCACAUCUGCAUCGCACAUCUUCUCAGAAGUUGACCCCUAUGGAUUGAUAACAUCAUAGUAGUAUGCCAUCUACUUUUGGGCCUGUAUAAGUGUGCUUUAAUUUGAGUGAGGAUUUGGCGCACCCGGGCUGUUGUGCCCCCAUUCAAUAAUGUUGGACCUGCACCCCAUGAUCGCUAGUAUUAGCUGUGCUCAUUUUAUUCGGUUAAAGAUAUUGGUUAAUGCAAAUGAUUGUACACGCUUGUAUUUCUUGUAGACCGCUGGAACCAAUACAUUA
Messenger RNA from Triticum dicoccoides, 1698 nucleotides. Its product is annotated as UDP-glycosyltransferase 85A2-like. The record is from RefSeq and is a predicted model, not a curated record. Lineage: Eukaryota; Viridiplantae; Streptophyta; Magnoliopsida; Poales; Poaceae. Bases 299 to 1180 code for a protein of 293 amino acids. The transcript is spliced from 2 exons. Gene Ontology annotation, molecular function: quercetin 3-O-glucosyltransferase activity; quercetin 7-O-glucosyltransferase activity.